AUGUCAGGUCCUGGCCAGAAUACCGUCGAUAUCGACGCUCUCCUCGAUCUUACCGAGUACGAUAACUUCCAAUCUCCUGCUACUUCAGUAUCGCCAUCAGGAACAUCAAAGGCUACCUUCGCGAGCCCUAUCUCAGCCGCUGUUGCUGCUCCCGCCACCACAACUGCCCAGAGCCUGAGCGGUCCCAGUCACAACUAUGACAUGUACAGACAACAGACUGGCUUUGUGCCCGGUGCCAUCGCCAACACAAUGGCUGUUAACCAGACAAACAACACUGGCUACCAAGACUUCCGCAACAUCGACUACCUAACCACCUUCAGUCCCGAGGCCGAUCUGUUUGAUUUCAACACAUCUCCUUCGCAAGCUACUUUGGGUGCUUCGGAUAUGGAUAUGGACUUCGAGUCGCAGACCGAGACUCAACAGUUCUUCACUGUCGACCCUAGCAGCAUUGAGCAAGAGAACGCUGGCCUUCCUUCACCACCCGUUUUGCCUACACAGAACAAUGGCCGUCUUUGGCCUGGUGCUCACUCCCAAGCCGCUCUUGCCAAGGCUCAGCAACAACAGCGACAGCAGCAGCAGAUCAUUCAGCAACAACAACAGGCUCAGCGCCAUGCAUCGCAGCCCAAGUCUCGCGGCAAGGCCCCUCAGCCUACCGACCCCAUUGUUGAGCAGAAGAUUACUCAGCUCCUGAACUCUAUGCGAGCCAAGCCCUCAAUGCCUGAGAGCCAGGCUACCAGUCCCAUGACCAACCUUCCCCGAUCCAAAAAGGACGAAGAGGAGAUGGAUGAGGAUGAGCGCCUCCUGGCUAGUGAGGAGGGCAAGAAGCUCAGCAGCAAGGAGCGACGACAGCUUCGCAACAAGGUCUCCGCUCGUGCUUUCCGUUCCCGCAGAAAGGAAUACAUCACUCAGCUUGAGACUGAGAUCGCCAACAAGGUCAGCGAGAACGGUGACCUCCGCGCUCAGAACCGUGCUCUUGUGGACGAGAAUAAGCGUCUGACUGACCUCACCCGCAUGCUUCUCUCUUCGCCUUCUUUCUCCAACUUCUUGGACAAUCUCAGCAGCAACCCUACCGCUGUCCAGCAGACUCCUCAGCUCAAGGUUGAGCCUCAACCCGAGCAGCGACAGGUGCCCAAGGACAUCAACCCCUACAACGCUCAGCAGUCUUCGCAGCAUCAGAUUGGCAUGGCCAUGAUCCCCGAGCAGAAUAUGGACUUCUCCAUGCUCACUCUUGAUGGCUCUUUCAACUUCCAGCCUCAAGUUUUUGUUGUUGACACUCCCGAGCUUCCUGAUGCUAUUGACGCUUCUGUUCUCUCUGGCAAGACUUCCAACUUUGCUGAGCCCAUUUUCGACUCUGAGGAGGAGAAGCUUGAGGUGCCCGCUAUUGAGCGCCCUAUUGAGAAGCCCGAGGUUUCUGAGCCCGUUGACGCCGCACCUAUUGAUCUUGAGUUUGAGUCUGACCCUGAAUUCGCCCUGUUCCACACUGAAACCGCUCCAACCACCGCUGAGCAACCCAAGGAGUUUGAUUCUGAGGGUCUAUCGCACAUUGACAUCUUUGGCGGUGUUGAGUCCGAAAAGGUCCUUGCCCGUCUUGAACUUGUCGAUGCCGGUGAGGAAGAGUGUAUCGCUGCUUUGGCUAUGGCUCGCGUGCAACGCAUCAGCGCUAGCUGUGACGCUGUCACAUCAAGGACUCUUCUCAAAAUCAAGUCUCAUUGCUCGACUGUGUCUCUGAUUUCAUCCAUGGCCGAUGUUGUCCAGCCGCCAGAAACGACAGCUCCAGAGUCAUACGCCUAUACACCAUUCACAAAUAGCUUUACAAUCCGCAUUCUGACUCUUGAGCCUGGUACGGGCAAUGACCCAUUAGUCGGUCAUCUCGGCUUUGAGAACCUUGAUCUCAGUCCGCAAUAUGAAGCCAUCUCAUAUUGCUGGGGUUCAGGUGGUCGAUCCUCUGAGAUUAUAUGCGACGGAAAGCCGCUGCCAUUGACGGAGAGCAUUGAGGGUGCCCUACGCCGUAUGAGACAUGCAACUACCCAGCGACGCUUAUGGGCGGAUCAAGUCUGCAUCAAUCAGGAUGAUAUUGCCGAACGAAGUCAGCAAGUCAGUCUGAUGAAUGCUAUUUACAAGGGGGCGAAGCAUGUGUUGGUAUGGCUCGGGGAAGACAAGGUAGGACAUGGGAAGGCGGCUAUGGAGAUGAUUCACUACCUUCACGGAGUGUUUAAUGAUGAAGAGCUGCAUAACGAGUUCAAGAGAGCUCAUUCAGAAGAUUUGCUGAGCCAGGAUAGAAAACCUUGGGUGCCGUUCUCAAAUCUAUCGAGGCUGCCAUGGUUUAAUCGUAUAUGGAUUGUUCAAGAAAUAGGAACAGCGGCACCAGCGACUCUUUACUGGGGCGAUGCAGAGAUCGACUGGGAGAUUCUGUCGUCAGUUGCAGGCAUCUUGAAUACGACUUAUCACUUCCUACGCUCAAGAUUCGCCGUCUUUACACCUAACAUCCGAUAUUUAUAUCAACGCUUCGUUGAGCCAGAGGAGGCAUAUGAUGUCAACCAUAACCGCGCAGCCUUCAUAUACGAACUUCACCGUGCAAGACAUCUCUUAUCCAAAGACCCUCGGGACCAUGUCUACGCUUUUCUUGGCCACUUCUCCAUCCAUGCUGGUAGUUCGAGCCUAGCAGAGUUGGUGGCGGAUUACAGCAGAUCGAUAGAAGAUAUCUAUUAUGACGUUGCCGUCAGGGAACUCUCUGGGUGCGAAUCACUUCUGCUGCUGUCUGCUUGUCAUGCUAUACCAAUUACUUACAAGAAACGGAUUAUGGAGAGGGGAGAUUUACCAACUUGGGUUCCAGACUGGCGUGUUGUGCCGUUGCAUCUCAUGGGUACACCCGUGACUCCUCAUAGAGCAUCCGGGGAGUAUCGGCCUCAAUUAUGCAUCGACGAAGAGACAAGAGCUCUUCACAUCUACGGUGUUCGCUUAGAUCGUAUCCGUCGACCAUCGUGGAUCUUCUGGAACAACGCUUUCCACUUCCGUCGCAACAACCCGUUUCGUCUCCCUAUCGAAGCCCUAUGGCGAGAUAUUUGUGGUAGAAACCUACCCUUCAACCUACGACAACGCUAUCGAAACGGCGACUCAGCGUUCUUCGCCCUUGUGCAAACACUUACAAACGCAUGUAUCGGAGCAGAUCGCUCACGGCCAUACGAGAGUAUUCCCAAGGAAGAGUGGCUGGCCAACGGCGCAGCGUAUCUUGUCCGCGCGCUGGAUAAACCUGGUGCUGUUUCACCAGAGAUACAAGAGCUUGCGCAGACGGGAGACGGGUUCAAGUGGAGCCAUGAAGCAACGCUUGUUACGCGGUAUCGAGGCUUUGCGAUAACUUUUGGGGGAUGGUUUGUUGUUGGGCCGGAUAUUAUGUUGGCUGGAGAUGUGGUUGUGGUGUUGUACGGAGGUAGAACCCCGUUCUUGCUAAGAAGAAAGGACGACGGGACGUGGGUACUUGUCGGGGAGUGUUAUGUACAUGGGAUGAUGAAUGGGGAGGCUUUUGACCUUGAUGGGGUUGAAGAGGAGGAGUUUGUUAUUGUGUGA
This is a messenger RNA of Fusarium subglutinans, 3564 nucleotides long. RefSeq names its product heterokaryon incompatibility het-6. The coding region runs from base 1 to 3564 and encodes 1187 amino acids. Gene Ontology annotation, molecular function: DNA-binding transcription factor activity. The transcript has 4 exons. The record is from RefSeq and is a predicted model, not a curated record. NCBI's taxonomy places the organism in Eukaryota, Fungi, Ascomycota, Sordariomycetes, Hypocreales, Nectriaceae. Gene Ontology annotation, biological process: regulation of DNA-templated transcription.